Messenger RNA from Umbelopsis ramanniana AG, 1008 nucleotides. RefSeq lists its product as uncharacterized. The transcript is spliced from 7 exons. NCBI's taxonomy places the organism in Eukaryota, Fungi, Mucoromycota, Umbelopsidomycetes, Umbelopsidales, Umbelopsidaceae. The record is from RefSeq and is a predicted model, not a curated record. Bases 85 to 933 code for a protein of 282 amino acids. Gene Ontology annotation, cellular component: mitochondrion; cytoplasm.
UACCGGCUUGCCAGGACUUGCAAAUUGAUACCAGGCAACUCUUUCACCAAAUCUUAACCUGUUAAAUCAAAUUCCAAAUUCGAAAUGUCCCUACUAUCAAAGGUUACUCGCGCAAUGAAGAGAAUUGCUCCGUUGGAGAUAGCCGAGAACUCUUGGGACAAUGUUGGCGUGCUAGUAGAACCACCAUAUCCACAACAGCAGGCAAACAAGGUCUUUCUGACCAUCGACUUGACACCUCAAGUCUUGGAGGAAGCUCUGUCCGAUCCAAAGGUUGGCACCAUUGUCUCAUAUCAUCCCCCUAUUUUCAAAUCCAUGAAACGCCUCACUAGUGAAGAUGUCAAACAAUCAAUUGUUCUUAAAGCGAUUGCAAAGGGUGUGGGAAUAUACUCUCCCCAUACUGCUUGCGAUAAUUGCGUAGGAGGAGUCAAUGACUGGUUGGCCAGUGGGCUUGGUAAAGGAUCAUGCAAACCGAUCGUCCUAAACCAAUCCCCUCCUGAAGGCCAGGAGGGAUGCGGUUCGGGAAGAAUAUUUACAUACGAUGAGCCUGUCAGUCUAUCAUCAGUAGUUGAAAGGGUGAAGGCUCUGACUGGGCUAAAGCAUGUUCGAGUAGCCACAGCCUCUCCUCACACAAGCUCCAAUAGUGCAGCUAUCAAAACGGUUGCCAUCUGUGCAGGCUCGGGAUCAGGUGUUUUAGCUCCUGUCAAAGCUGAUUUGUACUUCUCAGGGGAAAUGGGACAUCACGAUGUUCUUGCUGCAUUAGCGCGGGAUACUAGCGUUAUUCUUUGUGAACACUCCAAUACAGAAAGAGGCUAUUUGGAUGCGGUAUUGAAGCCUGCGUUAGCAAAGGAAUUAAGCAAUGAAAAAACAGAGGCUGGAGAAAAUAUAGAAAUCAUUGUCAGUACUGUGGAUAAAGACCCACUAGAGAUUGUUUGAAGGAAAGCUUGAGGGUUUAAGUCGAAAUAAACUUGAUGAGCUUUCUGUAUUAGAAGAACAACUCAUUCCACUGGA